Messenger RNA from Ornithorhynchus anatinus (platypus), 8340 nucleotides. It is a transcript of the gene TNC, whose product is annotated as tenascin C. The record is from RefSeq and is a predicted model, not a curated record. The coding region runs from base 388 to 7716 and encodes 2442 amino acids. The transcript has 31 exons. Gene Ontology annotation, molecular function: protein binding. NCBI's taxonomy places the organism in Eukaryota, Metazoa, Chordata, Mammalia, Monotremata, Ornithorhynchidae.
GAAGGAGCCAGGAAUCGCCACUGCUAUAUAAAUCCAGCAAAAGCUGUCUGCAGUGGUUACAGUGUGUCUUACUGUCAAACAUCUCUCUUGCAUACACACACACACACACACUCAGGAGUGCUCACACAAACUUUAGAAGACAAGAAAACUUCCUCAGUUUUGACAGAAGAACAGCAACAAGGUGGGAGAUUUUUAAUUUAUUUAAUGGAGGCUGUCCACGGUAGGAGCUAAUACCCAUCCACGUCUGGAAGAGGAACAUCACUAUUUCGGGAAGAGAAAGGAAGAUCCACUUGGCCUUCAGCCAGACCACUAAAUUCCUGCUUCAACUGGUGAAAGCAAAACAGCAAUUAAGAUUGCGGCCACGUCCCUAAAGAGCUGAAAUCCAUCAUGGGGGCCCUUACCCGGGUGCUGGCCUGCACACUCAUAGUCUUGCUCUGCUGCCUGGCAGAUGGUGGCCUCAUCAAGAAGAUCAUCCGGCACAAGCGGCAGAGCGGGGAAAAUAUCACGAUGUCAGAGGACAGUGAGCCAGUGGUGUUUAACCACAUCUAUAACAUCAAGUUGCCUGUAGGAUCUCACUGCUCAGUGGACCUGGACGCCCCCAGUGGGGACAAGAACCUGGUCUCGGAGGACGAGCCAGGGAACCACUUCCAGGAGCACACCAUGAAUCAGGAGAACCAGAUUGUCUUCACUCAUCGCAUCAACAUCCCCCGGCGGGCCUGUGGCUGCGCCGCAGCCCCCGACAUCAAGGAUCUGCUGAGCAGACUGGAGGAGCUGGAGGGGCUGGUGUCCUCCUUGAGAGAGCUGUGUGCCACUGGGGCAGGCUGUCGACCACAGCCCGCAGAAGGUCGCCUAGACACAACACCUUUCUGCAAUGGCCGGGGAAACUACAGCACAGAAAGCUGCGGCUGCAUCUGUGAGUUGGGCUGGAAGGGCCCCAACUGCUCAGAGCCGGACUGCGUCGGCAACUGCAACAACAGAGGCCAGUGCAUCAACGGGCAGUGCAUCUGCGAUGACGGCUUCAUGGGCGAAGACUGCAGUCAGCCCGCCUGCCCCAAUGACUGCAACGAUCAGGGAAAAUGCAUCAGCGGGGUCUGUGUGUGCUUCGAUGGGUACACCGGCCCAGACUGUAACGAGGAGGUCUGUCCCCUGCCCUGCAGCGAGCACGGUAGGUGCGUGAAUGGACAGUGCGUGUGUCAUGAGGGCUUCUCCGGGGAGGACUGCCAGGAGCCUCUGUGCCUCAACAACUGCUACAACCGUGGGCGCUGCGUGGAGAACGAGUGCGUGUGUGAUGAGGGCUUCACGGGUGACGACUGCAGCGAGUUGAUCUGCCCCAAUGACUGCUACGACCGGGGCCGCUGCAUCAACGGGACCUGCUUCUGCGAGAAAGGAUUUACAGGAGAAGACUGUGGCCAGCGCAUGUGCCCCAACGACUGUAACCGGCACGGCCGCUGCGAGGAAGGGCAGUGUGUCUGUGAUGACGGGUUCACGGGGGAUGACUGCAAUGAAAGGAGGUGCCCUGGGGACUGCAGCGACCACGGCCGCUGCAUCCAUGGGCAGUGUGUGUGUAACGAGGGCUACACUGGGGAGGACUGCAGUGCCCUGAGAUGCCUCAAUGACUGCAACAACCACGGACGCUGCAUAGCCGGAAAGUGCGUAUGCGAGCCGGGCUUCGUGGGGCACGACUGCGGGGACAUGCAGUGCCCCGGGGACUGUCACCAGCAUGGACGCUGCGUGAACGGAAUGUGCGUAUGUGAUGAGGGGUACAUGGGUGAGGACUGCCACGAUCAGAGGUGCCCCAAAGACUGCCACGGCCGGGGCCGCUGUGCCGAUGGCAAGUGCGUGUGUGAUGAAGGGUUUGCCGGAGAAGACUGUGGAGAGCUGAGUUGCCCGAACGACUGCCAUCAGCAGGGGCGCUGUGUGAAUGGCCAGUGUGUGUGCCACGAGGGCUUCGAGGGCAAGGACUGCAAAGACCCCAGGUGUCCCCACGACUGCCACCACCAGGGACACUGUGUCCACGGCCAGUGUGUCUGCCAUGACGGGUUCCAGGGUGUCGACUGCCGGGAACGGUCCUGCCUGAAUGACUGCAGCCACCACGGCCAGUGCGUUGAUGGUCACUGUGUCUGCAACGACGGUUAUAUGGGUGAAGACUGCUCAGAAGUAUCCCCUCCCAAGGACCUGAUUGUCACUGAAGUGACAGAACAGACUGUCAACUUAGCGUGGGACAAUGAGAUGAAGGUCACGGAAUAUCUCAUCACCUACACCCCCACGCACAUGGAUGGUUUGGAGAUGAAGUUUAGGGUGCCUGGAGAUCAGACCUCCACCACCAUCCGGGAGCUGGAGCCUGGCGUGGAAUAUUUCAUCCGGGUCUUUGCCAUCCUUGAGAACAAGCAGAGCAUUCCGGUUAGCGCCAGGGUGGCCACAUAUCUUCCAGCUCCGGAAGGCUUAAAGUUCAAAUCAGUUAAAGAAACUUCUGUGGAAGUGGAGUGGGACCCUCUGGAUAUCGCCUUUGAAAAGUGGGAAAUCAUCUUCAGGAACAUGAACAAAGAUGAUGGGGAAGAGAUCACCAGGAGUUUAAGAAGACCAGAGACGACCUACCAGCAAACAGGUCUGGCUCCCGGCCAGGAGUACGAGAUCUCCCUGCAUAUCGUGAAGAAUAACACACGUGGACCUGGCCUCAAGAGGGUGACCACCACAAGAUUGGAUGCUCCCAGUCAGAUAGAGGUGAAAGAUGUCACGGACACCACCGCUCUGAUCACUUGGUUCAAGCCUUUAGCUGAAAUUGACACCAUUGAGCUCUCAUAUGGCACUAAAGGUGUUCCUGGAGAUGUUACCACCAUAGAGUUCUCCAGCGAUGAAAACCAGUAUUCUAUUGAUAACCUGAAACCAGACACCGAAUAUGAGGUGUCACUCAUCUCGAGACGAGGAGAUAUGACUCCAAGUAAUCCAGCAAAAGAAACAUUCACCACAGGUCUGGAUGCCCCCAGGAAUCUAAAACGGGUCUCCCAGACUGACAGUAGCAUCACCUUGGAGUGGAAGAAUGGGAAAGCUGACAUUGACAAUUACAGAAUCAAAUUUGCUCCUAUCGCUGGAGGGGACCAUGCCGAGCGGGAUGUGCUGAAGAGCAAGCAACCUACAACCAGAGUCACACUCACAGAUUUAAGACCCGGAACUGAAUACGGUAUUGGAGUGACUGCAGUCAAGAAUGACAAAGAAAGUAACCCUGCCACCAUUAAUGCUGCUACUGAUUUGGAUGCCCCUAAAGAACUUCAGGUUUCAGAACAUACCGAGACCUCCCUGUCUCUGCUGUGGAGAAGACCUCUGGCCAAAUUUGACCGUUAUCGCCUCACCUACAAUUCCUCUUCUGGGAAACACCAUGAAAUGGAGUUGCCAGGGGGCACAAGUUCUUAUGUUCUGAGAGGUCUGAAUCCUGGCAUCGACUAUUCUAUAAACCUGGUAGCUGAGAAAGGAAGACACAAGAGCAAGGCAGCUCGAGUGAAGGGUGCAACAGAGAAGACAUCUGAGCUGCGAGAUUUAUCGGUGUUAGAGGUUAGCUGGGAGGCCCUCCAAGUCAACUGGACAGCAGCUGAUGGGGCCUAUGAGGAGUUUGUCAUUCAGGUGCAGGAGCCUGACAAUCCGGAGGAGGCUAAGAAUGUCACGGUACCUGGUGUCUUGAGAUCUGUGGACAUUAUUGGGCUCAAGGCUGCUACACCUUAUAAAGUCACUGCUUAUGGGGUAAAUCAGGGCUACCGCACAAAGCCCCUGUCUGCUGAAGCCUCCACAGUGGAAACACCCAAGCUGGGAGAUUUAACGGUGUCAGAGGUUAGCUGGGAGGCCCUCAAAGUCAACUGGACGGCACAAGGUGGGGCCUAUGAGAAGUUUGUCAUUCAGGUGCAGGAGGCUGACAAUCUGGAGGAGACUAAGAAUGUCACGGUGCCGGGCGUCUUGAGAUCUGUGGACAUGACUGGACUCAAGGCUGGCACACCUUACAGAAUCACCAUCUAUGGGUUGAUUCGGGGGUUCACCACAAAACCACUAUCUGCUGAAAGUAUUACAGAGCAAGUGCCAGAGCUGGGAAACCUGAUGGUGUCAGAGCUUAGCUGGGAAUCCCUCCAAGUCAACUGGUCAGCUGCUGAUGGGGCCUUUGAGCACUUUGUCCUGGCUGUUCAGGAGGCUGGCAGUCUGGGAGGAUCUCACCAUCUCACCAUCCCUGGUGGCCUGCGGUCGGUACAUGUCACUGGCCUUCAGGGGGGAGCAUCAUAUAGAAUCACACUACAUGGUGUGACCGGAGGCCUCAAUACUGUACCCCUUACUGCUGAAGUGAUGACAGAGGAAGCACCUCAUCUGGGAAGAUUAACAGUCUCAGACAUUAGCUGGGAGGCUCUCAAACUCAACUGGACAUCUGAUGUGCCCUUUGAGAACUUUGUCAUUCAGGUGCAGGAGUUUCAUGAUCCAGAGGAAACCCAGAAUCUCACAGUCCCUAGUGGACUGACCUCCUUGGAAGUUUCAGGCCUCAAGGCAUCAACACCUUACAGAAUCACCUUGUAUGGUGAGAUUGGAGGCUACACUUCCGAACCCCUUUCAGCUCAAGCCACCACAGAGGAGGCACCUGAACUGGGAGAGGUAACGGUAUCAGAGGUUAGCUGGGAGGCCCUCCAAGUCAACUGGACAGCAGCCGAUGGGGACUAUGAGGAGUUUGUCAUUCAGGUGCAGGAGGCUGACAAUCUGGAGGUACAGAAUCUCACAGUCCCUGGAGGACUGAGAUCUGUGGAUGUGACUGGGCUCAAGGCUGCCACUCUCUAUAAAGUCACCAUCUUCGGGUUGAUUCAGGGCUACAGAACAAAUCCCCUAUCUGCUGAAGCUUCCACAGCAAAGGAACCAGAAGUUGGGAAUUUAACCAUUUCCAGCAUAACACAUGAAAGCUUCAACCUCUCCUGGACAGCACCUGAUGAGGCUUUUGAGACUUUUACCAUUGAAAUUAUUGAUUCCAAUAGGUUGCUGGAACCCCUGGAAUUCAACAUCUCAGGCACUUUACGGACCAUGCAUAUCUCAGGGCUUUUCCCCCAAACUGAUUUCAUUGCCUACCUCUCUGGAGUCGCGCCUGGGGUCCAUACACAAGCAAUAAGUGCUGCAGCUACUACAGUAGCUGAACCACUCCUUAGCCAAUUCACUGCCACCAAUGUUACUUCAGGCAGCGUGUCACUGUCGUGGAAAGCUCGGGAUGCUGCUUUUGAUAGCUUUGUUUUAGAAGUUAGGAAUUCUGACAUCCCUCUGGACUCCGAGGUACACACAGUACCUGGAGCCUUAAGAAACUCCGUAAUCACCAACCUCAGAGCUUCCACUAAUUAUACUAUCCAACUUCAUGGGCUGAUGGACGGGCAGAAUGCUCAGACCCUGACGGCCCAGGCAACCACAGAGCCAGAACCUCAGUUGGGCACGAUAACUCUUACCAAUGUUACCCCUGACAGCUUCAACCUUUCAUGGACCACAAGCGUCGGGCCUUUUGCAAAGUUUGUUAUCCAUGUUAGAGAUUCUCACUCCCUGUUCGAGUCCCAGGAAUACACGGUCCCAGGAGAGGCCCGCAGCACUCCCAUCACAGGCUUGGUAGAUUAUACUGGCUAUGACAUUAGCAUUAGGGGAUGGACCUUGGCUGGGGACUUCACUGAGCCUCUGACUGCCUUUAUCACCACAGAGGCCUUGCCCCCACUGGAAAACCUAACCAUUUCCAACAUUAAUCCUUACGGGUUCACAAUCUCCUGGACGGCAUCGGAGAAUGCCUUUGACAGCUUUUUAGUAACCGUGGUGGAUUCUGGCAAGCUCCUGGACCCCCAGGAGUUCCUGCUUCCAGGAGCCCAGCGGCAACUGGCGCUUAAAGGCCUCAUAACUGGCAUUGGCUAUGAGGUUGUGCUUUACGGCUUGGCACAAGGGCAUCAAACAAGGCCCUUGAGUGCUGGGGUUGUUACAGAAGCAGAACCCGAAGUCGACAACCUUCUAGUUUCAGAUGCUAUCCCGGAUGGCUUCCGGCUGUCUUGGACGGCUGAUGAAGGGGCCUUCGACAAUUUUGUUCUUAAAAUCAGGGAUACCAAAAGGCAGUCUGACCCACUGGAAAUCACUGUACUAGCUUCUGAGCGUACCAGAGAUAUAACAGGUCUCAAAGAGGGCACAGAGUAUGAUAUUGAACUAUAUGGAAUAAUCAAUGGACGGAGAUCCCAGCCAGUAAAUGCUGUGGCAACAACAGCUGUGGGAGCACCAAGAGAGAUUUCCUUCUCUGACAUCACGGACAACUCCGCCACGGUCAGCUGGACACCUCCGAGGGCACAGGUUCAGGGUUACCGGAUCACCUAUGUCCCUAUUAGAGGAGGUUCUCCCUCAGUGGUAACAGUUGAUGGGACAGUGACACAGACACCCUUGGUGAAGCUGAUCCCUGGAGUCGAAUACCUUGUGAGCAUCAUCUCGAUCAAGGGGUUUGAGGAAAGCGAACCCAUCUCUGGAUCCCUCACUACAGCUUUGGACAGUCCAUCUGGCUUGGUAGCAGCAAAUGUCACGGACUCAGAGGCAUUGGCUAUGUGGCAGCCUGCGAUCGCCACUGUGGAGAAUUACGUGAUCUCCUAUGUGGGAGGAAAUGAGCCUGAAGUGACUCGGACAGUAUCUGGUAACACAGUGGAAUAUGCUUUGAGUGACCUGGAGCCAGCCACUGAUUAUACACUCAGGAUCUUUGCAGAAAAGGGACCACUGAAGAGUUCGAUCCUAACCACCAAAUUCACAACAGACCUCGAUUCUCCAAGAGAUUUAAUUGCCUCGGAGGUUCAGUCAGAAGCAGCUCUGUUGAGCUGGAGACCUCCACGGGCCUCAGUCACUGGCUACCUUCUGAUCUACCAGUCCGUGGAUGGCACCAUCAAGGAGGUCGUCGUGGGACCCGACACAAACACCUACAGCCUCACUGACCUGAACCCAUCCACUCAUUACACAGCAAAGGUCCAGGCACUGAACGGAGACCUAAAGAGCAAGAUCAUCCAGACCUUCUUCACCACCAUUGGACUCCUCUACCCUUACCCCAAGGACUGUUCUCAGACAAUGCUGAAUGGCGAGACCACCUCCGGCCUCUACACAAUUUACCUGAAUGGAGAUAAGGCCCAGGCCAUCGAGGUCUUCUGUGACAUGACUUCUGAUGGAGGUGGAUGGAUUGUAUUUCUGAGACGCAGCAAUGGAAGACAAGAUUUCUAUCAGAACUGGAGGACCUAUGCUGCAGGAUUUGGGAAUCGCAGAGAUGAAUUCUGGCUAGGGUUGGAUAACCUCCACAAAAUCACUGCCCAGGGCCAGUAUGAACUGCGGGUGGAUCUGCAAGAUCGAGGAGACACAGCCUAUGCCAUCUACAACAAGUUCAGCAUUGGAGACUCUAAGAGCCGUUACAAGCUCAACGUGGAAGGAUACAGCGGGACAGCAGGUGACUCCAUGACUUAUCACACCGGACGCUCUUUCUCCACAUAUGAUAAAGACACAGACUCUGCCAUUACCAACUGUGCUUUGUCCUAUAAAGGAGCCUUCUGGUACAAGAAUUGUCACCGAGUCAAUCUGAUGGGUAGAUAUGGUGAUAAUAGUCACAGCCAGGGAGUGAACUGGUUCCACUGGAAAGGCCAUGAACAUUCAAUCCAGUUUGCCGAGAUGAAAUUGAGACCUUCUAGCUUCCGGAACUUGGAAGGCAGGAGGAAGAGGGCAUGAAAUUGUCACGCUGCAGAGGGCACUGUCAGAGGGAAGGAAGUCUUGAGUUACAAAAGGAUCUUACCAAAGCAUCAGUGCCACUGGUCUAACCUGGCCCACCAGAGUCUUGAUGGAAGGCUUAGCCAACCACAGCAGCAGCUGGCACCAUACAGCAGCCCUCACACUCUCCACGGUAACAUCCUUCACACCAAAGACGACAAUCUCAAAAGGGUUUUUUAUUCUGUAUUUUUUGUUUUCUGCAGAAAUCUUCCAGUGACAUUCAUAUGUGUUCUUUUUACUCUUCGGUGGCUCUGGGGAGGGAUGGGGAGCAGGCUAUUCGUUGGUAGUUUGUUUUAGAACCAGCUGUAUUUUACACAAAUUGUAUUAUUAAUUAUCAUUAUUAUUAGCUAUAAUUAAAUGUUUGUCAUUGGAAGGCAUUUUUGUACAUUUUCUACAACCAAGACAGGAAAAAUGAUACAGUUUCAAUUUUAAGCAUAUGGUUAAUAUUAUUAAUAUAAUAAUAAUAAUAAUAAUGAUAAUAAUAAACUAAAUGUUUUUAAAGUGAUCCAUGCUUUCCAAAACACAGCAGGACAGUGUCUGAUUGUAUUUUUUUUUUAAAUAAAAGCACAAUUACUUUUAAAUGAA